Messenger RNA from Drosophila montana, 1209 nucleotides. RefSeq names its product even skipped (gene eve). Gene Ontology annotation, cellular component: nucleus. The record is from RefSeq and is a predicted model, not a curated record. Gene Ontology annotation, biological process: regulation of transcription by RNA polymerase II. Gene Ontology annotation, molecular function: DNA-binding transcription factor activity, RNA polymerase II-specific; RNA polymerase II cis-regulatory region sequence-specific DNA binding. NCBI's taxonomy places the organism in Eukaryota, Metazoa, Arthropoda, Insecta, Diptera, Drosophilidae. Bases 115 to 1209 code for a protein of 364 amino acids. The transcript has 2 exons.
ACCGUUUUCACCGUUUAACCGUUAAGUCGUUUAGUCUGCCGCACUGCCAAGUCGAGAACUGAGACCUGAUCAAUUGGAGAGAGAGAGAGAGAUAUUAUAUAUAUAUAUAGCAAAAUGCACGGAUAUCGCAGCUACAACAUGGAGAGCCAUCAUCACGACGGCAGCAGCAGCGCCGUUGACCAGAAGCCGCUGGUCGUCGAUCUGAUCUCAACACAAUACGGCAAACCGCAAACGCCGCCGCCUUCGCCAAAUGAGUGCCUGUCCAGUCCGGACAACUCGCUGAAUGGCAGUCGGAACUCGGAGAUACCCGCUGAUCCGUCGGUUCGUCGCUAUCGAACCGCAUUUACACGCGAUCAGCUGGCGCGUCUCGAGAAGGAGUUCUACAAGGAGAACUAUGUGUCCCGGCCGCGUCGCUGCGAGCUGGCCGCCCAGCUCAAUCUGCCCGAGUCCACGAUCAAAGUGUGGUUCCAGAAUCGCCGCAUGAAGGACAAGCGCCAGCGCAUCGCCGUCGCCUGGCCAUACGCCGCCGUCUACUCGGAUCCCGCUUUCGCCGCUUCCAUACUGCAAGCGGCCGCCAAUAGCGUGGGCAUGCCCUAUCCGCCAUAUGCACCCGCUGCCGCUGCUGCCGCCGCCGCUGCCGCUGCCAAUCCCAUGCUGGCCACUGGCAUGCCCACGAUGCCCGUGCCCGGCCAUUCGCCGUAUGCCCAGUACCGUUAUGCGCCGUAUCACAUUCCCGCACGGCCGGCACCGCCGCCAGCUCCGCACAUGCAUCCGCACACGCACACGCACACACACACGCAUCCGGCCAUGCAGGCUGCGAUGGGCUAUCCGGCGGCCAUGCUGGGCGCCGCUGCCGCCGCCGCAACGAUGCCGCCCAGCUAUGGAGGCCAGCAGCUGCAGCUGCCCAAGACCCAGACGCCGCCGCUGGAUCUGCAAUCGUCCUCAUCGCCGCACUCAUCCACGCUCUCGCUGAGUCCCGUCGGCUCCGAUCACACCAAGGUCUUCGAUCGCAGUCUCAGCCCGCUGCGCAGCGCGCACCCCUCCGCCUCCGCCGGCGCCGCCAUUCACACCACGAGCAGCCCGCUGCCGGCGCCCGGUCUGCUGAUGAUGCCCAGCGCCAAGCGGCCAGCGUCGGAUAUGUCGCCGCCGCCGACAGUUCUGGCGGAGCCGAAGCCCAAGCUAUUCAAGCCCUACAAGACUGAGGCGUAG